UGACUACACAAAGAUCACCAACAACGGUCUGCUCUCUUGUCUCUCUCUCCUCCCUCACUUGCUAGCUUAAAAGGAGCAAAAGAUUCCCCUCACUUUUCGCGCACAUUCUCUUCCGUCCUUCGCCGCUUUCCUCUACGAUCAGAUUCAGAGGCCAAACAUAGGAGGGGCCAUCAAUGGGUGACGGCGCCAUGUGCGAGCUCUUGGUCGACGACCACAGCGAGCUCCGGCACCAGUCGUCGGGUGCCGAGGAUCUGUUCAGCAUCCUCGAGACGUGGGAGGAGUGCAUGGCCGGCAGUUCUGCGCAUGCGGCGGCCAUGCCAGCGUGUAGCCAGAGCUCGACCGGUGGUUCUGAGUCUGCUGGCGCCAUGGCGGGGGCUAGGCCGACGGCGAACAACCGGCGGCGCGCGGGCGAUGAGGGGAAUGGCGUCGGCCGUGGCGCUCCGGCGCAGAAGAAGCAGAAGGGUUCGUCAACGGCGGCGGCACAGGAUGUGGCGGCCGCCGAUGAGGGGGGCGCGAAGAUGUCGCACAUCGCGGUGGAGCGCAACCGGAGGAAGCAGAUGAACGAGCACCUCGCCGUGCUGCGCUCGCUCAUGCCAUGCUUCUACAUCAAGAGGGGAGACCAAGCGUCCAUCAUAGGAGGGGUGGUGGACUACAUCAAGGAGCUGCAGCAGGUGCUGCGCUCGCUGGAGGCCAAGAAGCACCGCAAGGCGUGCGCAGAGCAGGUGCUCAGCCCGCGGCCCGCCAUGCCGGCGGCGAGCCCGCGGCCGCUCCUGAUCAAGUCCACGCCGCCGCUCAGCCCGCGCGUGGCGGUGCCGAUAAGCCCACGGACGCCGACGCCCGGCAGCCCCUACAAGCAGCCGUCCGGCGGCGGCGGCGGCAGCGGGGCUGCCGCUGGAAGCAGGCCCCCGCACCCCGCCGCGGCGGCCUACAUGAUGCCGUCGCCGGCCAUGACGCCGACGACGUCGUCGUCGUCGUCGUCCUACGCGCACGAUCAGCAGCAGCAACAGCACUACCCGACGACGCAGUUGUACCUGCCGACCCUGGACAGCCUCGUGACCGAGCUCGCCGCGCGGGCCGCCGGCGGCAGGCCCGCGGCGGCCGGGCUCACCCUCCCCGACGUGAAGGUGGAGUUCGCCGGGCCCAACCUGGUGCUGAAGACGGUGUCGCGCCGCGCGCCGUGGCAGGCGCUCAAGAUCAUCGCCGCGCUCGAGAGCCUCUCGCUCGAGAUCCUCCACGUCAGCGUCAGCACCCUCGACGACACCAUGGUGCACUCAUUUACCAUCAAGAUUGGGAUCGAGUGCGAGCUUAGCGCGGAGGAGCUUGUGCAGGAAAUUCAGCAAACGUUCUUGUGACGUGCGACUGGCUUGCUAGCUGCACAGAGAGCGUCGAGAUCGAGCAACUUGGAUGCUUGGCUGUCCAUACACAGGCGGCUCAACAGUUAAUAGCGGCGCAGCUAUAUAUGUCCCUGCAGCUGUGAUGGCACAUCACCAAGGUGUAGACUCUAGUACGUCAAUACUCACUCCGUCCUAAGAAAAAGGGUGCAAUCCUAGCGUUUGAAAACAAAAAUCGAUGAAGAGUGCAAUCCUAGAUAUUGGAUCUCAAUCACCUACCUCAUUAGAUGGUCAGAUUUGAUUUGCAUGCCAAAAGUAAUCUGUUACAAAAAAUUAGAAUUGCACUUUUUAAAAGACGGUGCAAAGAGUAGUUAUAGGGAUCACGGAUCAGGUCUUGUUUCGAUCGAUCUGUAGCUGUGUGUAGUACACACGUGCCUAGCUUAGAGAUGGUUAUUGUCUUGAUUUCUACCGCUGUAAUCGAUCCCUUUUUAUCUCGAUCAACAUGUGACUAUGUACGUAUACUUCUCUCCUAGCUAAUUUUGCUCACAUGUUUUUGCA
Panicum virgatum (switchgrass) is the source of this 1889-nucleotide messenger RNA. RefSeq names its product transcription factor SPEECHLESS-like. NCBI's taxonomy places the organism in Eukaryota, Viridiplantae, Streptophyta, Magnoliopsida, Poales, Poaceae. Gene Ontology annotation, cellular component: nucleus. Gene Ontology annotation, molecular function: protein dimerization activity; DNA-binding transcription factor activity. Gene Ontology annotation, biological process: guard cell differentiation; positive regulation of DNA-templated transcription; stomatal complex development. The transcript has 3 exons. The coding region runs from base 174 to 1352 and encodes 392 amino acids. The record is from RefSeq and is a predicted model, not a curated record.